AUGCUCCCCCGCAAAGGCGCAUCGCAUAGACAUUGCUUACACCAGCCCCGCCCGCUGCUGAAAGCCCAACCAACGCUCGCCGCGCUUUGCAACGUCUUGCGCAGUGCGUGGGCUGGCUGGCUGGCUGGCUCAUGGCUCUUCUCUGCAAGCGCUCGUGAGUCGUUGAGUGUGCGGAUGCGCUAAAAGCCGACAACAUGCUCGCUCAUGCCCCUCAUCCCCUUCCCCAUCCACACCAUCCUCUACGCAAGAUUACUUCCCCCCAAAAGCUCACAGCUCUCAAAACACUUUCACCCCCCACCCACGCACACAUCGAGUCAAAAUGUCAGACUUCAAGUCCAAGGCUUUGUUCGACCAGAUCACUGAGGGUCUCAACGGCAUGUCCGACAAGGAGAAGAAGGACAUCCAAAAGGUGAGUUUCGACUUCACACAGUCUGGUCGUCGGUGGAGAUGGCGCUCGGACGGGCGGCCUUGUGAUGAGAUCUCGCCUCCCUCGAGGACGACACCGGGCCAAGCUCCGGCUCCGAAACGAGAUUCAGCCCUGGCGCUCCCCCCCUCAGCGCUGAGAAUCUCAGCAGUAUCGAGCGGCUCUCGGAGACCCUUCUCCCUUCUUUGGCAUCAUUCCUCGACUCUUCUCCGAUUGUGUAGGAGGGUGCUCUGCAGGUUGCGCUUAUAUAAAUCGCACACCCACUCGAGCAAUGAUAAGGGUCACCUUUGCUCACCUCUGAUCCUUUCCGCUCUCCACUCUCUCUUCACGCCUUUGCGCCCGCAAAUCCGACGAGUAGAAGACCAACGGUGUCUUCGAGCUCCACAUCAAGAACGGCGCUGGCAAGGAGUACGUUCACACCAUUGACCUCAAGAAGGUGAGUUUGCUACUCGGAACUGCUUGUUGGUUCGGCCAUGCAUGCCAGUCAGAGGCCCUCCUUUGCCGCGCUCGCAGAGCAUUGUUCGCUCACUCCUUCGUCAUUCUUGCCUUGAACAGAACGCCGAGUCUUACGAGGGCAAGGCAAAGGGCAAGGCUGACGUCACCAUCAACUGCACUGAUGACAGUGAGUGUGGUCACCCAGUUACUGCAAAUGCACGAUUGUGCGCCCACGGUAGAAUCGCUUUUUGACACUGUUCCGUGAUGUUCAUGCAUUCACUCAGCCUUCAUGGACAUGGCCGACGGCAAGGUCAACGGCCAAAAGGCCUUCAUGUCCGGCAAGCUGAAGGUGUGAGUAUUGCGCUGGAGAUGCAUUGCCCGCCCUUGGAGACCAUGCACGUGGUCCGAUGAUUCUGACUAUUGUGCAACGUUUGGUGACACAGGAAGGGCAACAUCAUGCUCGCCACUAAGCUUGACGGUGUGCUCAAGUCUCAGCAAAAGGCGAAGAUGUAA
Ceraceosorus bombacis is the source of this 1372-nucleotide messenger RNA. The record is from the annotation of a GenBank genome assembly. NCBI's taxonomy places the organism in Eukaryota, Fungi, Basidiomycota, Exobasidiomycetes, Ceraceosorales, Ceraceosoraceae.